AUGGCAUCAUCAUCACAUCAUGCCCAUCGUUACCAUAUUCAUACCGCUUUCAAAAUCUUGAAAACAAUCAAUAUACAAUGGCAACUGCAGCGCUUUUACGCAACCAAGACUGAUCUAAAGACAUUUGGCCAGAAGAAGCAACAUUAUGGUAACCUAUUUCCGGACAAGUUACUGAGUAAAAAACAAAAGACUCCCGCCCUAAUGUAUUUGGCCAAUAAUAAGGCGGCAACGGCGGUGGAUGAACUUCUAGAUCCAUACUUAAAGCAGAGUCCAUGCGACACCAUUUUGGAAAUAAAUCCAGGAAUUGGUUUAUUUACACGUAAAUUACUCGAUCGAGAGGAUACGUUUAGGAAAAUUUUACUUAUGGAAUCGAUGGAUUUCUUCAUGGAUAAUCUGCAAGAAAUGCAUUCCCUGUAUCCGGAUAAGGUGAAAGUGAAACAUUGCGAUUUCACGAAUAUUUGGAAACUUGUCUAUCAAGAUAAAAUGGAUAAUGGCACCAGAGUGGAGGAGGUUCUGAGAGAUAUUCCGCGAAAGGCAUAUAAUGAAGAUUGCAAUAUGCUGAUGUUUGGUGCCAUCGGUUCAUAUCAAUUCUUCAAACAUCUCAUUAACUCGAUUGUUUUCCAAAAUAGCUAUCUAAGCAUGGGCCGAGCAGAGAUGUAUUUUAUAUUGCCACCGCCACUAUAUUUGCAUUUAACCUGCACAAAUGACAUUGGCUAUAUGAUAUAUAGAUCGACCACAAUACUAUUUCAAAUAUUUUUCGAGUAUAAAUUUAUAGCGUAUCUGCCACGAGAUGAUUUCCUGCCGCAACAAACAGAAUACAAUACAUCGAAGGGCAGUAAACUGAGAAGGGUUCGUUCUAUAAAUCCCGAGCAUCUCUAUCUUGUUAAAGUCGUACCGAGGAGAAAUAUAUUUGAUUUUGUUGCAGCAGAAGAUUUGCCUGCUCUUUGGUACUUUAUAAAACAGAAUUGUGUUAGUCGACGCAAUCGUAUUAUACCAAAUUUAGAGAAAUGGAUACCCGGCUGUGGUCCUAGACUCAUUGUAAAUAAACGCCAAACAGAAGUCUCAACAUUGUUAUAUCCGGAUGAGGAUAUUAGUAAAUUGCCGAAAUAUUCAACACCCUGCAAGACAAUUAGUAAUCGUGAUUAUUAUCCAAAUAUCAACAUAUACACGCAGUUUGGUGAUCUUACGCCUGGUCAAUUUCUAACAUUAUAUUCAAUGUUCCGUAAAUGGCCAGAAUAUGAGGAAAGUUCUUUCUUGGCCUCGUUUGAAAACAAUAUGUUAAAAAUGGAAGCAUCAGCCGAAGAUUCAGUAGAUGGCUUGGCCGAAGAAGAUGAUGAUGAUGGAUCAACCGAGUUAAGAUCCCUUAAAGAUGCCCCAUUGGAGCCGGCCUCACUACAAAAGCCCAAAAGAAAUCGCAUUAAGGAUAAAGAGUCAUGA
This is a messenger RNA of Musca vetustissima, 1437 nucleotides long. It is a transcript of the gene mtTFB2, whose product is annotated as dimethyladenosine transferase 2, mitochondrial. The transcript is spliced from 6 exons. Gene Ontology annotation, biological process: transcription initiation at mitochondrial promoter; rRNA methylation. Gene Ontology annotation, cellular component: mitochondrial matrix. Lineage: Eukaryota; Metazoa; Arthropoda; Insecta; Diptera; Muscidae. Gene Ontology annotation, molecular function: rRNA (adenine-N6,N6-)-dimethyltransferase activity; mitochondrial transcription factor activity. The coding region runs from base 1 to 1437 and encodes 478 amino acids. The record is from RefSeq and is a predicted model, not a curated record.